This is a messenger RNA of Marmota monax (woodchuck), 4938 nucleotides long. RefSeq names its product Fc receptor like 5 (gene Fcrl5). The transcript has 17 exons. NCBI's taxonomy places the organism in Eukaryota, Metazoa, Chordata, Mammalia, Rodentia, Sciuridae. The record is from RefSeq and is a predicted model, not a curated record. Gene Ontology annotation, molecular function: transmembrane signaling receptor activity. Gene Ontology annotation, biological process: cell surface receptor signaling pathway. Bases 84 to 3059 code for a protein of 991 amino acids.
AAAAAAGCAUUUUCUCAGAUGUGCUACUUGAGGUUGAUGUGAACAGUGUUCUGACUGUAAGAUCAAGACCAAACCUGCUAUUUAUGAGAAAACUUGUCUUUGGGUCUCAGGUCUUGGUGGUUCCGGUCUUCAUGCUGCUGUGGGUGACUCUACUGGUUCUGGCUCCUGUCAGUGAACAACUUGUAACUCCAUCCAAAUCCAUAAUUUCCCUUCAAUUUCCAUGGACCGUUUUCUUCCAAGGAGAGAGCAUGGAUCUGACCUGCAAAGGAUCUAGUUCCCACUCCCCAUGGACAACAAAAUGGUACUUUGAAGGAAAAGUAUUUAAAAAAAACCCAAAAAGCACCCUAAGGGUUCGUGAAUCUGGAGACUACAAAUGCCAGGCUGAUGGCUUGCCUGUAAGCGACCCUGUGCACUUGGAAUUCUCUACAGCUCCACUGAUCCUACAGGGUCCACCUUAUGUGUUCGAAGGAGACUCCGUGCUUCUAAGGUGUCGGACAAAAGCAAAAACUAAACUGAAUACUGUAGCAUUUUUUAAGAAUGGUGAACUCCUGAUAUUACCUAAUAAUAGUUCUGAUCUGCACAUUGAUGGUGCCGAUCUGGUGCACAAUGGUCACUAUCACUGUGGUGGCUAUAUACACACGUGCUGUACAGCUUCUUCCAAUAGAGUCAACAUCCGAGUCCAAGAGCUGUUUACACAUCCCGUGCUGAGAAGCAGCUCCUCUAAGCCCACGGAGGGAAGUCCAGUGACCCUGACCUGUCAGACUCAGCUCCCUCCAGAGAGGUCAGAUGUCCAGCUCCAGUUCUGCUUCUUCAGAGACGGUCAGGCUCUGGGGUCAGGCUGGAGAAUCUCCCCAGAGCUCCGGAUUCCCGCCCUGGGGACAGAGGACUCAGGGUCCUACUGGUGCCAGGCAAAGAGAGUGAAUUCCCACAUUCUGAAAGAGAGUCGGAAGAUCUCCAUCCCUGUGCGGGCUGCUGUGUCUCAGCCUGUCCUCACCCUCAACCCUGCUAAGAACUGGCUCCUUGAAGGAACCUGGUUGACACUUCACUGUGAAGUCCAGAGAGGUUCUCCCCCGAUCCUGUACAAGUUUUAUCAUGAUUCUGUCUCCCUGGGGAGCAGCUCAACCCCCUCUACAGGAAGAGCAUCCUUGGGCAUCUCUCUGACCGCACAACAUUCUGGGUUCUACUACUGCACUGCUGAUAAUGGAUUCAGCCCCCAGCGCAGUGAGGCUGUGAGGCUCUCCGUCUUGGUUCCAUUGUCCCGCCCUGUCCUUACACGCAGAGCUCCCAUGUCACAGCCUGUGGUGGGGGACGUGAUGGAGCUUCACUGCGAGGCCCUGAGCGGCUUACUCCCGAUCACAUACACAUUUUACCGUGACGAUAUCACCCUGGGGAGAAGAGUGGCCUACUCUAGAGGAGGAGUGUCUUUCAGACUCCCUGUGACUGCAGAACAUUCUGGAAACUACUUCUGUAAAGCCAGCAAUAGUGCUCAGACCCAACACAGUGACACAAUGACACUCACUGUCAUUUCAUUGUCCCGCCCUGUCCUCACCCUCAGGGAUCCCAGCGUCCAGCCUGUGGUGGGGGAUGUGAUGGAGCUUCACUGCGAGUCCCUGAGCGGCUCCCUCCCAAUCACAUACACGUUUUAUCAUGAGGAUGUCACCCUGGGGAGCAUAAAGGCCCACUCCAGAGGAGGAGCAUACCUCAGUGUCUCUGUGACUGCAGAACAUUCUGGAAACUACUUCUGUGAAGCCAGCAAUAGUGCUCAGACACAACGCAGUGACACAAUGACACUCACUGUCAAAAUUCCAGUGUCCCGCCCUGUCCUCACCCUCAGGGAUCCCAGCAUUCAGCCUGUGGUGGGGGAUGUGAUGCAGCUUCACUGCGAGUCCCUGAGCGGCUCCCUCCCAAUCACAUACACGUUUUAUCAUGAGGAUGUCAACCUGGGGAGCAGAAAGGCCCAUUCUAGAGGAGGAGCAUCCUUCAGUCUUGCUGUGACUGCAGAACAUUCUGGAAACUACUUCUGUGAAGCCAGCAAUAGUGUUCAGACACAACGCAGUGACUCAAUGACACUCACUGUCAAAAUUCCAGUGUCCCGCCCUGUCCUCACCCUCAGGGAUCCCAGCGUCCGUCUUGUGGUGGGGGAUGUGAUGGAGCUUCGCUGCGAGGCCCUGAGCGGCUCUCCUCCGAUCCUGUACAAGUUUUAUCAUGAGGAUGUCACCCUGGGGAGCACAAUGGCCCCCUCUGGGGGAGGAGCCUCCUUCAACCUCUCCCUGAUGGAGAAACAUUCUGGAAACUACUCCUGUGAGGCUGAGAAUGACCUGGAGAUCCAGCACAGUGAAUUGGUGACUGUCAUCGUCACAGUUCCAGUGUCCCGCCCUGUGCUCACCCUCAGGGCUCCCAGGGCCCAGGCUGAGGUGGGGGACGUGGUGGAGCUUCACUGUGAGGCCCUGAGGGGCUCUCCCCCGAUCCUGUACCAGUUUUAUCAUGAGGACGUCACCCUGGGGAACAGCUCGGCGCCCUCUGGGGGAGGAGCAUCCUUCAACCUCUUCCUGACUGCAGAACAUUCUGGAAACUACUCCUGCGAGGCUGACAAUGGCCAGGGUGCCCAGCGCAGUGAGGCGGUGGCACUUUUCAUCCCAGGGCUAACGGAAAGCCGAAGUGGUCCUGUAGCCCCAGGAGUCACUGGGGGGCUGCUGGGGACGGUGGUCCUUGCUGCUGGCGCACUGCUCUUCUACCAUUGGCUUUCGAGGAAAGCAGGGGGACGGACUGCCUCUGACCCCUCCAGGCAUUCUUCAGACUCCAACCCCCAGGACCCCACCUACCACAAUGUGCCAGGAUGGAUAGAGCUGCAGCCAGUGUACAUGAAUGUAAAUUCUAGAGGAGAAGACGUGGUUUACUCUGAAGUGUCGUGCCUCCAGAAGGAAAGCAGAAAUUCAGCGGCCUCUGCACACAGCCUCAGCCAUCAGACGGACUCCUCUGUCAUCUACGCCAAGGUGAAGAAGGCAUGCACCCCAGCCUCCGGGCCCCACCAGCUGGCCUCCCCAGCUCCUCACAGAUGAGUCCACGCAUCUCCCCAACUGCUGUCUCAGCCUCUGAAUCCCAGUGUUCUCCGUGGGGAAGAAGGAGCAUUGAAAUGGGAAGAUUGAAGCCACCCCAGGCCACAUCCAGCAGCUUUUGUGUCAAAUGCUCUCUGUCUGCACCGAGCCCAGAGCCCUGCUGGACUCCCACUUAUUUCUUAGGUUGCAGCGUUGCCCUAGUGGCUCCUUUUUAAUCUAGUGAUAGGUUGUUCCCAACUCGGGGCACAUUACAUCUCCAGGCUUCCUUAGUGAGUGUCAGCUCCGGUGGGUCCUGACAGUCCUCAAUUCCAGCAGGGAGGUCCUGCCAGCGUGGGUACACUUCUCAAUUGCUAUCAGCCUCCUGGGACGACUGCAGUAGCCUGCCAGAUGGGAAGCACAUGCCCCAAGGAUGAUGGUCGCCGUAUGGAUGUUCUUCUAGUGGGACUGCACUUUAUGCUUUUCCACCUGUCUGAAUCUCCAAGGUCACCUGACUUGAGACUAAUUUCUCUCCUGCGCCUGUGCCAACAUCUGUUCAUCCAAGUGAGUGGAAUUUGCACUCCGGUUCCCAGGUCUUCCCCAACCUUCCAGGAUGCCCAAGGACACGGCUAGAAUGCAUAUUGGAAUAUAUGCAAAUUACCAUUUGACUGAAUGAAUGAAGAAGAAACUAUGGGUAAUCAAACUGGCAUCUGAUCCAACUUAGCAUGCUCCCGAGAAAAAUUCAGGAGGUACUUCUGUUUCCUCUGAGCAAGAAAUAAAAGAGAAGCAGGAGGGGUGAGGAAUUUGGCUUAUCAAGAAAGAGGAUUUCUCAGACUUUAAUGUGCCUCCGGAAUACCUGAGUAUCUUACGAAAUUGCAGAUCCUGGCUCCGUGAGGCUGGGUGGAGCCUGGGAUUCUCUGUUUGUAACAAACUUCUAGGUGACGCUGAUGCCACAGGUCCAGAAACCGUACUGAGAGCUGAGGUGCAGGAGGCCUGGCUGCCCUCCAUGUAACUCCUCGGGGGGCUUGCACACAGAUCACACUGUUCCUGAAGCUGUCCUUCAGCCAGAGCACCACCAGCUGCUGUGGCAUACAGAAAUUCCCUGCAGCAUAUUGGGUUUUAUCAACCACCCUGGGUGGGGGAAGGUGGCUGCCGCCAUCUUUGUUUCCCCACACUUUCUCAUGAAGAGUGAAUGAACACCCUAUGCAUCAACAUGCCCUCCAGACCCUGCCCCUAGUUGGGAGGUGCUCUUCUCCAUUUCCUAGCUCAGCCCUUCUGCAAUUCCUUCUCCUGAAAGGCCUUUCCUAUCAUCUCCAUCUACUAUAAUUCUGCCCUUUCCCUAAGCCCCACCAGUAUCCACCCCACCAUCUCUCCUUUGGGCACCUAUGGCACUUUGACAGAUUUGCAAUUACCAUUGUCAAUGUGGGGAGAGAACUGAAAGUUGGUUAGGACAACCCUAAUUUUGCAGCAAGAAAUUGAGAACUAGAGAAUUGGGAGGAAACCAGAUGAUGAUGAUCACAUAGCCAGGUAGUAGCAAAGCCCAAACUAAAGUAAACCCAGGGCUCCCGACCCCCAAGACCACAUUCUUUCCUCCACAUCUCUCUUCUGUUGCAGAAACAUGGGGCUGGGGGCAUUUCUGGUUCUCCAACAACUGCGAGAGGCCAUAAAAGCAAAGCCUGACUCCAGUUGAUGUACACACAGAGCCCAGCAUGGUGCCUGGCAUACAGAUGGCUUUCAGUAAAUCAUUGUCAAAUUGAAUGUUGGGAAGUCUCCCAAUGAAUGCACAUCAUCUCCACAAAUUUAUCCAUAUCUUUACUGACUGACUCUUAUUCCAGGGGAAUGCAAUUCAUGUCCUCAGAUCUCAGAAUGCUUGGGGAUACCAAUAAAAUAAUUUCUGUCAGACCAA